Messenger RNA from Penicillium roqueforti, 1575 nucleotides. RefSeq names its product sugar porter family MFS transporter. Gene Ontology annotation, molecular function: carbohydrate:proton symporter activity. Gene Ontology annotation, cellular component: membrane. The record is from RefSeq and is a predicted model, not a curated record. The coding region runs from base 1 to 1575 and encodes 524 amino acids. Gene Ontology annotation, biological process: carbohydrate transport; transmembrane transport. The transcript is spliced from 3 exons. NCBI's taxonomy places the organism in Eukaryota, Fungi, Ascomycota, Eurotiomycetes, Eurotiales, Aspergillaceae.
AUGGGCUUCGCUUUGAAGAGGCCGACUGAGGCCGUGGGCUCUGCUGCCCCGGCUAUCAUCAUUGGACUGUUUGUUGCAUUCGGUGGUGUUCUCUUUGGCUAUGACACCGGUACCAUCAGCGGUAUCCUCGCCAUGAAGAAAUGGCGAGAGAUGUUCUCGACUGGCUUCAUCAACGAAACGGAUCACCUCCCUGAUGUUACCGCCGCACAAUCAUCAAUGAUUGUCUCUCUCCUCUCGGCAGGCACUUUCUUCGGUGCCCUAGGCGCCGCCCCUGUCGCUGAUAGAUUUGGUCGUCGAAUGGGUAUGGUGAUGGAGAGCUUCGUCUUCUGUUUCGGAGUUGUCCUCCAAACCGCAGCAACCUCCAUCCCUCUCUUCGUAGCUGGCCGCUUCUUCGCCGGUUUUGGCGUCGGUCUCCUCUCCGCAACAAUCCCCCUCUACCAGUCCGAGACCGCACCCAAAUGGAUCCGUGGAACAAUUGUCGGCACCUACCAACUCGCCAUCACAGUUGGUCUCCUUCUCGCUGCCAUCGUCAACAACUCCACCAAGGACCGUGAUGAUACCGGCUGCUACCGCAUCCCCGUCGCCGUGCAGUUCGCCUGGGCUAUCAUCCUCGUCGUCGGCAUGCUGAUCCUCCCCGAAACCCCUCGCUUCCUGAUCAAGCAAGACCGCUACGAGGAAGCCAGCAAGUCCCUCGGUCGUCUCCGCCGCAUGGACGUGAAUGAUCCCGCCAUUGUCGCUGAGCUCGCCGAGAUCCAGGCAAACCACGAAUACGAAUUGCGUCUCGGAAGUGCUACCUACCUCGAGAUCCUUCGUGGAUCCAUCGGCAAGCGUCUCGCAACCGGCUGUGCCAUCCAGGGUCUGCAGCAGCUCACUGGUGUCAACUUCAUCUUCUACUACGGUACCACCUUCUUCCAAAACUCCGGCAUCCAAAACUCCUUCGUCAUCACCCUGAUCACCAACAUCAUCAACGUCAUCUCCACCUUCCCCGGUCUCUAUAUGGUCGAGAAAUGGGGUCGCCGCCCUCUUCUCAUGUUCGGUGCCGUGGGAAUGUGCGUCUCGCAACUCAUCGUCGCGAUCGUCGGCACAGCCACCGACUCCGACAUCUCGAACAAAGUCCUCAUCGCCUUCGUGUGUGUCUACAUCUUCUUCUUCGCCUGUUCCUGGGGCCCGGUUGCGUGGGUCGUGACUGGUGAACUCUUCCCCCUCAAGGCGCGUGCCAAGUGUCUCUCCAUCACCACCGCCACCAACUGGCUGCUCAACUGGGCUAUUGCCUACGCCACGCCAUACAUGGUCAACAGCGGGCCUGGAAACGCCAAUCUUCAGUCCAAGGUGUUCUUCAUCUGGGGUGGAUUCUGCUUCGUCUGUGCUGUGUUUGUGUACACCUGCAUCUACGAGACUAAGGGUCUUUCGCUUGAGCAGGUCGAUGAGCUUUAUGCUAAGAUUCCUCGUGCUUGGAAGUCUGUUGGCUGGGUUCCUUCCGUCAACUUCACUGAGCAGCUCGAGAUCGAUGCCAAUGAGAAGAAGGCUGAGAUUGCUACGCACCACGAGAGUGUCGAGACCAAGGCUGAGGCCUGA